This is a messenger RNA of Prunus armeniaca (apricot), 417 nucleotides long. The record is from the annotation of a GenBank genome assembly. NCBI's taxonomy places the organism in Eukaryota, Viridiplantae, Streptophyta, Magnoliopsida, Rosales, Rosaceae.
AUGCAAUCUAUCCGCUACUGUGACUUGAAAGAGAAAGAAUAUGUUGUUGUGGAGCUGAGGAAUAUGUUGUUAUUGGAAAUGGCUCAUGUUGAGUUCUUGAACAGAGAAGUUUCAUCCAUAGAGGCUGAGAGCCAAAUGCUUGAAAAUUUGGUAGUAGAAUAUUUGGGAGUUUUGGAGCAACUCGAGUAUUGGAAAUCAGAAAAUGGAUUUCUUCAGAGAAAGGUAAAAAAGCUUUUGAGGAAAGGAAGAUGGCAAUCUCAAACAAUAAGAGAACAAGAUUUGAAGCUUGAAGCUAGGGAAGCAGAAGUUUUGAGAAUAUAUGAUGCACUAGAAACAAGGACAAAGGUUAUCAAGAAACUAGACUCCCCAAGAGGAACUCAAACGUCUUACCAUGUCAAUGCUCAUUGCCCUCCUUAG